Molecule: messenger RNA, 813 nt
Organism: Monosiga brevicollis MX1
Lineage: Eukaryota; Choanoflagellata; Craspedida; Salpingoecidae
Exons: 5
Coding region: 1-813 (270 amino acids)
Source: RefSeq, a predicted model, not a curated record
AUGAAGUACACCAUCGAAAACAUCACCACGGAUGACACGGGCGUGCCGCUUGACCUCAUGGGCGAUGUCCAGUAUGCGCUCAUGUGGUUUGUGGCAAUUUUUGUUCUCGAUUUCAUCCUCGUCCGCAUCAAGUGGUUCCCCGAGAAAAACAGCGCCACCCGCUACUUCUCCCUCCACGUCAUCAUCAACGCCUACGUCGUCUUCGAGCACCUGCCCGAUAUCAUCGCCACCUACAGCGAUCCCAGCGUUGCAUUCCUUGGCCCCUGCAAUACCCGCGGCGUGAUGGCCAUCUAUGCCCUUCACUUGUACCACAUUGCCUUUUACCAGCCUCUGGAUUUCAUCGACUGGGUGCACCACGUCGUUAUGGUGGUCGUCAUGCUUCCCAUCGCCUACCUCUUGGCCCCCGGUCACCUCCUUGGUCACGGCGCCUUUUAUGCUAGCGGUUUACCAGGUGGCCUCGAUUACAUGAUGCUGGUCAUGAUCAAGCUGGGUUGGAUUAGCAAGCUGGAUGAGAAGUACUACAACAACUACAUUCAGCUCUGGGUGCGCGCCCCUGGCUGCCUCGUGCACGCGUGGCUGACCUACCACAACUAUGUCGAGGCCGUCAAGCGCUAUGAGGACCCGACCAUUCCGGAUCGCCUGGAAUACUCAGCUCGCCCAUUGGUCGAACCCCAUAUUGCCCGCUAUGCCGUUUGGGUGGUCAUUAUCACCUUCUACUGGAACGGCCAAUUCUUUCUGGAGCGCGUCAUCCGCUCCCACGAGCGCCACAUUGUCAAGGCCGCCAUCGAAGGCAAAAAGGCCAAGGCUCAGUAA